GUUACAGUUGAACUUCACUGGGACCUGGGGAGACCCCCACUACCUGGGACUGACCGGACUGGAGGUGCUGGGCUGGGAAGGAGAUCCUCUGACUCUCAGUCCCAGGAUGGUCAGUGCCACCCCUCGGGACAUCACAGUCCUUCCAGGUUAUGAAGACGACACCCGGACACUGGAUAAGUUGGUGGAUGGCUGCAAUGUGACCACAGGAGACGAGCACAUGUGGUUGAUACCAUUUAACGAGGGGGACGGCCAUGUCCUGACCAUUGACCUUGGCCAGCCACAGUACCUGACAGGACUGAGGUUUUGGAACUACAACAAGAGUCGUGAGGACACUUACAGAGGG
Messenger RNA from Branchiostoma belcheri (Belcher's lancelet), 343 nucleotides. Its product is annotated as protein KIAA0556 homolog. NCBI's taxonomy places the organism in Eukaryota, Metazoa, Chordata, Leptocardii, Amphioxiformes, Branchiostomatidae. The transcript is spliced from 2 exons. The record is from RefSeq and is a predicted model, not a curated record. The annotation marks the transcript as partial.